GACCAAAGGCACAGCCAACCUAGCUGGGCCAAGGACCUUCUACGACAGGCCGCCAAAGAUGACGAGGACGCAGAAGAUGUUGGAGCCGAGAGGCUCCACACCUUCUCUGUGCGCUCCAAAGCAGAUGUCCUACACCUGGUGCAUGGAGGUGAUGGCUGCGGUCUUCUCGUUGAUGAUGCCCUCUGUUUGUCAUACGCUGGAGCCGCAGAGGAUAUCAAACAGCUGAUCAGUUCCAAGGCUGUGCGCAGUGUCCGUCCGCAGCGUGAAGAAAAGCUUCGGCGCCGCAAAUCGGCAGAGGUGCAGCCAACUGAAGACACGCAGUACCCUAUGGGCGAGGUCCUGUUCUCUCGCUUUGAGCCAGACGUUUGCCUCCGAGACGCCGGAUGUGUUCGUUAA
Molecule: messenger RNA, 396 nt
Organism: Cladocopium goreaui
Lineage: Eukaryota; Dinophyceae; Suessiales; Symbiodiniaceae
Source: the annotation of a GenBank genome assembly